Misgurnus anguillicaudatus (oriental weatherfish) is the source of this 3726-nucleotide messenger RNA. The record is from RefSeq and is a predicted model, not a curated record. Lineage: Eukaryota; Metazoa; Chordata; Actinopteri; Cypriniformes; Cobitidae.
CACUUGAUUUUGAUCCGCAAUGAAGCGUCUGCAGUUGAAUCUGUUGGUGGUUUUGUGUUCUGCUGGUAUUGUGUCAUGUAUCACCAGAGAAUAUUACUUUGCCAUUAAGGAAAUUCAGUGGGAUUAUGCACCGACUGGUAAAAAUGUCAUUCAGAACAAAACCAUCAAAGAAGAUGAACAUGCACGAGUGUUUCUGGAGAAAGGAGAACAGCGAAUUGGUCGGGUCUAUAAGAAGGCUGUGUAUCUGCAAUAUACUGAUGCCACCUACAGACAGGAGAUAGAAAAACCCAAAUGGUUGGGCUACUUAGGUCCUCUUAUCAGUGCUGAGGAAGAUGAUACUGUUAUUGUACACUUGAAGAACAUGGCCACACGGGCAUACUCCCUCCACGCUCAUGGACUCAGUUACAACAAGACCAAUGAAGGGGCACUUUAUCCUGAUUCGUCAGAAAAGGCCGAAAAAGCAGAUGAUGCUGUGGGUCCUGGGAAAUCCUUCACCUAUAUUUGGACUCUGCCUGCUUCCCACACCCCUGGAAAAGAUGACACGAACUGUCUGACAAGAAUUUAUCAUUCACAUGUUAAUGCGCCUAAAGAUAUCGCGUCUGGUCUGAUUGGACCUCUCAUCAUAUGUAAAAAAGGCAGUUUGGAUGUUCAUGGUGAUAAGUCAAGUGACUAUCUUUACACCCUCAUGUUUACCGUGUCUGAUGAGAACCUCAGCUGGUAUCUGGAUGAAAACAUUAAGACGCACUGCUCAGCAGCCACCAAAAUCAGCAAAGAUGAUGAGGGCUUUCAGGAAAGCAAUAAAAUGCACUCUAUUAACGGUUAUGUCUACGGUAAUCUGCCGGAUCUCAGUAUGUGUAUGGGCAACAAAAUCCACUGGCACCUGUUUGGGAUGGGAAAUGAGGUGGACAUCCACUCGGCAUACUUUCAUGGUCAGGUCUUGACAGACAAAACCCACCAUGUUGACACGGUCAGUCUGUUCCCGGCCACAUUUGUCAAUGUAGAGAUGGUUGCAGAUAAUCCUGGCCAGUGGCUUCUCAGCUGUCAAGUCAACGAUCACCUGGAAGCUGGCAUGCAGGCCAUUUUUGAGAUAAAGAAGUGUUUCCCAAAUGUACAUAAACCCAGACCAUUUGGAGAAGUGCGACAGUAUUACAUUGCAGCUGAAGAAAUCAUCUGGGAUUAUGGGCCCACAGCGAUAAACCAGUAUACAGGAAAAAAACUUACAGAAGACAGUGUGUCCGAUACUUUCUUUGACAACCGUAAUGAUCGCAUUGGUGGCAAAUACAAGAAGGUCCAAUAUAUUGAGUACACAGAUGACACAUUCAGCAAACGUAAAGAGAGAACAACUGAGGAGCAACAUCUGGGCAUUUUGGGUCCAGUCAUCAGAGCAGAGGAAGAGGACACAAUAAAAGUAACAUUCAGAAAUAAAGCUAACAGACCCUUCAGUAUUCAACCUCAUGGAGUGCAAUACAGCAUUGAAAUGGAUGGCACUCUUUAUCACAAUGUCCUUGAAGAGUCAUACACUGAGAAAAAGCUUCGGGAACUCAAGAAAGAAGCAAGAAUAAUUAAGCCACUGCCUGCAGCGAAGGUCCUUCCUGACACCACCUAUCAGUAUGAAUGGGUGGUGCCUAAGGGUGGAGGACCAACCCAAAAUGACCCAGAUUGCAUCACAUAUCUGUACUACUCCGCUGUCGAUCCCAUCCGAGACACAAACUCUGGACUGAUUGGACCGCUUCUCAUCUGCAAGCCAAAAUCCUUGAAAUCUGGGAAGCAGAAGAACGUAAAAAAAGAGUUUCACCUUCUUGCCACUGUUUUUGAUGAGAACUUGAGUUGGUAUUUAGAUGACAACAUCAACAGAUACACAAAACAGCCCAAAACUGUUGAUAAAGAGAAUGAAGAUUUUCAGGAGUCCAAUAAAAUGCACUCACUCAAUGGAUACAUGUAUGGAAAUCUGAAAGGCUUGAAUAUGUGUAAAGGUGAUAAAGUGUCUUGGCAUCUGUCUGGUCUGGGAUCAGAGGUAGACAUCCAUGGACUUUACUUUGCGGGCAACAGAUUCCUCUACAAAGAAACCAGAAGAGACACCAUCAGUGUGUUUCCUCAUAUUUCUCACACUGUUAUUAUGGAGCCUGACAGCAUGGGUCAGUUUGAGGUGGCGUGUAAAACUACAGAUCAUUAUCACGGAGGAAUGAGAGCUAACUAUACAGUAGAGAAGUGUCACUUCUGGAACCGUCAGUCUGAGGUGAUGUUACAUCAGAGUAAAUAUUACAUAGCUGCCGUCGAGAUGGAGUGGGAUUAUUCACCCAGCCGUGUCUGGGAAGAAAACAUGCAUCAUAAUCUGAAGGACAGUCCAGGCAAUGAGUUCCUGAAAAAAGAGGGGAAAUUGAUUGGUUCAAAAUACAAGAAGGUUCUUUACAGAGAGUACACUGAUGACAGCUUUACAAAACCCAAAGAAAGGACUGCUGAUAUGGAACACCUGGGAAUUAUGGGACCCAUGAUCCACGGUAAUGUGGGGGAGAAAGUAAAGGUGGUGUUUAAAAACAUGGCAAAGAGACCAUACUCCAUACACGCUCAUGGAGUUAAAACUGACAGUCCUGAGGUCGCUCCUACCCUUCCAGGUGAAACUAAGUCAUAUACCUGGUAUAUCCCAAAAAGUGCCGGACCGACAGAAGAACAGGAGGAGUGCAGUGUUGGAGCGUAUUACUCCACUGUAGAUGUUACUAAGGACAUGUACACCGGUUUGAUCGGGCCGCUGGUCAUCUGCAAGAAAAGCCUAGCACGAUCACUGGGAUUAAAGAAAGAGAUCGAAGAGUUUGCUUUACUCUUUAUGGUUUUUGAUGAAAAUGAAUCUUGGUUGCUGGACGACAACAUCAAAGCUCACGUUAAAAGUCCUCCCAAAGACUUGAAAGAAGACAAGUUGUUCAUUGAAAGCAACAAAAUGCAUGGUAUCAAUGGUUUAGUGUAUGGUAAUCUUAAAGGCCUGAAUAUGCGGGUAGGAGAUAAAGUAUACUGGUAUCUGAUGGGAAUGGGAAAUGAAAUAGACAUACACACGGUUCACUACCAUGGACACAGUUUUGAUUAUAAGAUCGGUGGAACUCAUCGAGCAGAUGUCUAUGAUUUGUUUCCUGGGACAUUUCAGACGGUCAUCAUGCGUCCACUGUAUCCUGGCAAAUGGUUACUGCACUGUCAUGUGACCGAUCACAUUGAUGCCGGAAUGGAGACCACGUACACUGUGCUCGAUAAAGAGGGGAAAAAGGGAUUCCUGGGUUUGUUUGGUAGUGGUUAAGUUCCCUCACCUGUAACAGGAAGUACAGUAUUCAGUUUAAUACAUAAACAUUGUGUCUGUGUGAAAAAUAAGACUUAUUGUCUUGACACCCAUACCCGAAAGUAACCGUAAACUAAGAAAGUGAAUAUAAAUAUUAAGUGUUAUUUGCAUUGUGUACAAUUUUUUAAGAUGUACAUAGUACACAUAGAAAUGUUUAGAAAAACUGAGCAGUGCACAUUUAAUUAUAAUUUAAUAAUAUAAAUCAGACGACACAUUAAAAACAGCAUUUAUUCUGAAACUGAGAUGAUUCAUAAACUUUUGCACAUUAAGACAAUAAUACAUUAAAACAUUUAAACUUCAGCCUCCUGUUAUUGACCUACAAGUAUUUAUCAUAUUGUGAAGCAUUGCUAUAUUUUGCAUUAUGUAAUUGCAUAAAUUCGCAUUUAAUAAAGGAGAACUUCUUAAUA